AUGACGUCGCACGCCCAUCCGGAGAACGUCAUCGAUUUGUUCACGGACGAGUUACUCCUCCACGAUACGGACGACUUGGCUCUGCCGCUGCUGUCACUGGACGUUGACGUGGACGACGCGCUGCUGACGUCUGCUGAACUGGCGAGGACGAGUCUGACGCACUUGCAGGAGACGCCGCUGCCCGUCGUGAGCCCCGACGUCCCAACGGCUAAUUGCUGGCUGACUGCUGUCGCAUCGCUACUGUGUCCUGCGGGAUCGGCGGUGGAUCAGAGCAGCGUGGCGCUCCAUCUGCUGGAGAGUGGCCAGAAGCAGCAAAACGAUGAGGAGGACGACCAGGAUGUAAUAGAAUUAACAGCUUCGGACACGGAGAUGCCGACGCUCCGUCCAGGCAAACGGCGCGCCGUGGCGUCUACGCUGUCGAACACCGCAAGUCUGACAGUGUGCGCAUCUGUGUUUGGAGUCACUGUGUUUACCAGCUACGAAAACGGUGCAGUUGACCCUGGCACCGUUCGGGGUGUCGGACGCGUGUUACAUGAGGCUUCGACGUUGUGUGGUAUGGACAAGUGCUUGUCGGAAGCGUCAAUGUCACAGACAGCGUUCGUGGAGACGACGAUGAGGUCUUGGUGGCAUGUGGUAACGUCGUCCGAGCUGGUCUUUGGCCUGUUGCUGAACGUGGUGUCUUUCAUUGUCAUCAUGGUGCUGUAUCGGCUGUGGAAUCGCCACAUUCGGCGAAGAAUGAGCAAGUAA
Hyaloperonospora brassicae is the source of this 747-nucleotide messenger RNA. Lineage: Eukaryota; Oomycota; Peronosporomycetes; Peronosporales; Peronosporaceae. The record is from the annotation of a GenBank genome assembly.